AUGCCGAUCCAGAAGUCUUUCUCUGACCAGAACCAUUCUUCCAAGGCAAGACAGCAAAGGCCACCACACCAUCAAUGGAACCGCAAUAGAACCUUCCAAGGGACGUCCGCAACAAACCUGGAAGCAAAGCCAUUACAGAAGAAACCACCGAUUCCAGUAUCUACAGCCACGAAAAACAAACUCAGUGCCUUCCAAUUUGGAGCACAGUCUACAAUCAAGAAGGCAACAAAUUCGGUGGUAAGUCUGCUUUCAGACGAAGACAAGGAGAAUGAAGGGGCAAAGAGCAGGACGCCGCCUGUUGCGGGAACCAAAAACUGCAUACCGAAGAUAUCGCAAGAGCAGCCACCCCUGCCGACGAGGAAGUCAGUACCAACAACACCAGCUGGCAGAUUAGCAUUACCGGAGUUGCUUGGGAUGAAGGACGUGAGACGCCCGCCGCAGAGUGUGUCGCCCGACGAACGGAUAGAAUGGGACCACAAGGGCAAGGGGCAUGGCUCCGCUUUCGGAGGCACCCGAGGAGCCAAAAAGCGUGCACGAAGUUCUUCGCCGACUGGAUCUUCACCUGCGCGGGCCUUCAGUUCUCGUCCUCAGGUCGACCCUGGCUCUGAUCUAUGGGGUCGAUACUCUCUAAAUGGAUCCAAUGCUCAGGCCCCUCAGGGGCCAGCUGUCCCAGCAUUGGCAAAUAUCAUGCACACCUCGUCGCCACAACAUAUAAAGGAAGGAACCACACCGCGCGCCGGAGGCGGCUUCAGAAGGGCCAAUAGCUGUGGCAACCAGUUUCCUAAACGAAGAAGAACUGGGAUCUGCGAGAACGAUGAUAUUUUCACAGAAUCGGCUACUAUUGGCCCCUCGAAGCUAUCAGUCUUGAUUGAGAGGGUCACCGAAGGAUUGUCACAAGUACCGAAGCAAAUGGCUGCUAAUCUACAUUCCCGGGAACCGUCCGAGGAAUCUCGUGAUCAACAACUCUCAGAAGCUGACGAGGAGCCGCCAAAGCAACGACGGCACCUCCAGGUAAACCAAUCUCAUUUGAUAGAUGGUGAUAAAGACUCUGCACCGAUGGAAAGUGAGGAAAUUGUGCUUCCACCCCUGCCCGAGAACGAAGAUACCGAUUACGACGAAUUUGACGAUGACGAGCUCGAUGCUAGUCUGCUCGAGAUUGUCGGCGCACAUGAUUUGGGCUCCCGACUUCCUCCAGAUCCCUCUCCACCCCCGGAGCGUCCAGUUGCCUCGCGAGCGCCUCCUCAAGCUCAACACACCCCGCGUCUUUUAAAACAAGAAUCUAUUUAUGCCCAGACACCUGUGUCAGCAAUCCAAACCCUUAAACUUCCCAAGCCAUGCAAAGUAAGCCCUCUCAAAGCCGAGAAGGAUGAGCUUAAUGAUUCCGACGAUGAGAUUUUCAUCGCAGCCGCAUCUCAAUUUGAUGCGCCGGCCCACAUUGCAAGCAGAAUCUCAAGAGUGGAAAAUAGGAGCGCCGGAAAGGCACGGCAGAUGAGAAGGGUGCCAUCCAAAGCAGAAUCUGAGGAUGAAUUUGGGGAUGGCGGACUGGAUGACAGCGAUUUUGAAAAAGCAGAAUUAAAUGCGACUCAGGCUAUUCAGCAGACCGGAAAUAGUCUUUUACCUUGCACUCAAAAAAAAGCAGCCAUCCAGAGGUAUCUUGUCACCAACGUCUUGGAAUCGGAAUAUGAAAACGCUAAAGGUCGAAAGCAGAAAGAGAAGGUUCUGAUUCUCCAGGUUGAGCAUUCUAAAAUGACGAAAGUAGUCAACUUGAGAGGCAUCUGGAUAGAUACGCCAGUGGAACAGAAAGCCUUUGUACAUGUUAUUGGACUCUUCGACUCUGCUGGCAGAUGUAUUAUCGAUGACAACGUUAAUCUGCUGAUUUUGCAUCCGGAUCAUCUUAUUUCUUCGACUGUGGUAGCAGAUUCUUUUGGAUGCACACGUCGUGCGGUUCUGCAAGACAGGAUCAAGGCGACCAGCGAUUCUUCGGCCCCGUUGGUUUACGGCACAAUGCUCCACGAGAUAUUUCAAUCAGCAAUGUUGGAAAACCGCUGGGACAUAGAAUGGUUGGGUGAGCUUGUCGAGAAAACGGCGUUGCGCCAUCUUGAGGCCCUCUAUACCAUCAAAAUCGAAGUUCCACAAGCCGUAGAAUACUUGAGAAGCAAGAUGGCCGAAUUGCAGUGCUGGGCUGAAUUGUUUGUCUCUUCGCAGCCAAAGUCUCAGGCAAAAGUCCAAGCAGGCAAUGGAGAAACAGUCACCAUGUGUGUCAGCAAACUCCUAGAUGUCGAAGAGCAUGUCUGGUCUCCCAUGUAUGGCCUCAAGGGCAAUAUCGAUGCCACCGUGCAAGUUACCAUGCACGAUGGGAAGCGGCAACAAACCUUAACGGUGCCAUUCGAAGUCAAGACUGGGAAGAGUCCAAGCGCUGCUCAUCGGGCUCAGACAGCUCUAUACAACCUACUUCUGUCCGAUCGAUACGACGUCGAAAUUGCGUAUGGUAUCCUGUACUACAUGGAAACCUCGGAAACAAUCAGAAUCCCCGCUAUUCGACACGAACUUCGACACAUGAUUAUGCAACGGAACGAACUUGCUUGUUUCGUACGGGAAAAACACACCACACUUCCUACCAUGCUGAAGAAGCAAAAUAUGUGUAAUCGGUGCUAUGCCAAGGUUCCUUGUUUUAUCUACCACAAACUUGCCGAUGAUGGGAAUGGGGAGACCAGUGGCUUGAAGGGCAAAUUCGAUGAAGUCGUACAGCACCUGGGUCCGAAGCACAAAGAGUUCUUCUUGAAAUGGGACGAUCUCCUCACGAAGGAAGAGAAGGAGACCCUCAAGUUCCGCCGAGAGUUGUGGACUAUGCUUAGUUCAGAGCGAGAGAAGCUCGGCAGGUGCUUUUCCAACGUGAUCAUCGAGCCAGGCUCGGCAUACGAGGAGCAAAACAACCCCAAGAUCAACCGGUAUAGAUAUAGUCUGGUCAAGCCAGACCCGCCCCCAGGGUUCUCCUUCCUCGAUUCUCAAAUUGCUGUUGGCGAGCCUAUCGUUAUAUCUGACGAAAAGGGGCAUUUUGCCCUCGCAAAUGGAUAUGUUACUCAUGUUCGCAAGAAACGUGUGACCGUUGCUGUCGAUCGUCGAUUACACAAUGCUCGGAUUCGUCAACCUGGGUUUGACGAAGCCGACAAUCAAGUUUUUGCCAGUAUCAUGCAAGUAGCGCCUGAAGGUGCCGUAGAUGAGGAUGCGGAGGGGAAGAUUGUGGAGGCUCCCACCAGAUACAGACUCGACAAAGAUGAGUUUAGCAACGGUAUGGCAACGGUCCGAAACAACCUCAUCCAGACCAUGGCAGAUGGCCCAUUCGGAUCCCGAAAGAUUCGAGGCUUGGUUGUGGAUCUCAAUGCCCCGCGGUUCAAGAUGGAGCCUACAGCAUUUGUUGUGAAGGAUCAUGAGAAUCUGAAUGCUGAUCAAAGGAAUGCUAUCCUGAAGGUAAUGAGUGCCGAGGACUACGCAUUGGUUCUUGGGAUGCCGGGUACGGGCAAAACAACGACCAUCGCCCACAUCAUCAAGACUCUGGUAUCUCAGGGAAAGACGGUUCUGCUUACAUCUUACACUCAUACUGCGGUCGACAACAUUCUGUUGAAGCUGAAGGACGAUAACAUUCCCAUCCUACGCCUGGGUACGAUCGCAAAGAUUGCAAUGGAGGUUCAAGAAUUUGCAACAUUGGCAGUAACUACCAAGACCUCAUUCGAGGAGAUCCGGAGUGCAUGGCACGACACUCCAGUCGUUGCAACCACAUGUCUGGGUAUCAACCACGCCAUCUUUAGUGAGCGUACUUUCGACUACUGUAUUGUGGAUGAAGCUUCGCAAAUCACGCUCCCGGUCUGCUUGGGACCUAUUCGUCUCGCAAAAACAUUCAUCCUUGUCGGCGACCACUACCAGCUUCCCCCUCUGGUAGCAAAUGAAGAGGCGCGCGUCGGAGGUCUAGACAUCAGUCUCUUCAAGCACCUUUCCGAUUCCCAUCCCAGCUCUGUUGUCAAUCUCGAGCACCAAUAUCGCAUGUGCGAAGACGUAAUGUCCCUCAGCAACAAGCUCAUCUACGACGGGCUCCUCAAAUGCGGCAGUCAGGAAGUAGCCAACAGCACCAUCAAAAUCCCCACCAUGGACAACCUCCAGAACCACCACUACUCGCCUUCGACACUCCCCCUCGCACCCAAGUCCAUCUGUCCCGGCUCUAUGAGAGGGCGCUGCUGGAUUCGCGACCUCAUAGAUCCCUCCACUAAGGUCUCCUUCGUCAACACCGAUCCGCUCCUUCCUCUCUCCCGCGAACAAGCCAAGGGGAAUCGAAUCGUCAACCCCACCGAAGCAGUUGUCUGCACCCAGCUUGUCGAGUCUCUGCUCAGCGUAGGCGUGCCAGCGGCCAGCAUCGGCAUCAUGACCCACUAUCGCUCACAGCUCUCUCUGCUCAAAGAUAGCAUGCGCUUGCAUCCCGAUAUCGAAAUGCACACCGCCGACCGGUUCCAGGGCCGCGACAAGGAAGUCAUUGUCCUCUCCCUAGUCCGCAGCAACGAGGCGAAAUCUAUCGGCGAGCUGCUGAAGGACUGGAGGCGUAUCAAUGUCGCAUUCACACGCGCGAAGACGAAGUUGCUCGUUAUCGGCAGCAAAGAAACGCUGAUGGGGAAGGGGCCGAACGAGCAUGGGGAAGAGGAGAUGGUCAGUCGCUUUGUGAAAUUGAUGGAUGAGAAGCGUUGGGUCUAUGAUUUACCGAAGGGCGCGCUGGAGGAGCAUCUCUUCGAGGUGGGGAAGACGCAGACCCAAACUCAGGGUGGUGGGCUCGGGAGCGAGAAAGUGCUGGACAGUCAGUGGGCCGCUGUCACCAAGAACGAGAACGAAGAGAAGAGAAAGGAGACGAAGCGUCUUGCUGCUGCUGCUGCCGAGAUUGAGAUUGAUCGGAAGCCUUCUUCUCAUGGAAAGCCGAGGAGAGAGGAUACAGGGAAGGAAAACCCGCCGCUGCCGGGUCAUCGGCCUCUUGGAAAAGCUCCCGGUCUGAUGGGGACCACUAGACAGCCUAACAAGAGGACGUUUGGGCAGAAGCCGUUCAAGGCGCCUCGGAUGAUGAGCGUGCUUGGGGAUGUACUCAAUGAGCUUUCUUAG
This is a messenger RNA of Drepanopeziza brunnea f. sp. 'multigermtubi' MB_m1, 5133 nucleotides long. NCBI's taxonomy places the organism in Eukaryota, Fungi, Ascomycota, Leotiomycetes, Helotiales, Drepanopezizaceae. The record is from RefSeq and is a predicted model, not a curated record.